Lutra lutra (Eurasian river otter) is the source of this 1219-nucleotide messenger RNA. RefSeq lists its product as uncharacterized. NCBI's taxonomy places the organism in Eukaryota, Metazoa, Chordata, Mammalia, Carnivora, Mustelidae. The coding region runs from base 1 to 918 and encodes 305 amino acids. The transcript has 3 exons. The record is from RefSeq and is a predicted model, not a curated record.
AUGGCUCUGGCUUUGCAACAAGGUUUGCAACAGCCGGACUGGGAGCAGCAGGGGACACAGCAGCUGGACUGGGAACAGCAGGGCUUACAGCAGCUGGACUGGGAGCAGCAGGGCACACAGCAGCUGGACUGGGAACAGCAGGGUUUGCAACAGCUGGACUGGGAGCAGCCACAGGAGCCACAGGAGCCACAACCCCCCUUGGAGCCCCCACAUGAGCCACAGCUGGAGCAGGAACAGGCUGGCACACAGCAGCACACGGGCUUGCAGCAGCAGACAGGGACACAGCAGCCAGAGCCACAGCCCCCACAGCUGGAGCCACAGCCCCCACAGCUGGAACCACAGCCCCCCUUGGAGCCCCCACAGGAGCCACAGCCUCCCUUGGAGCCCCCACAGGAGCCACAGCCCCCCUUGGAGCCCCCACAGGACCACAGCCCCCCUUGGAGCCCCCACAGGAGCCACAGCCCCCCUUGGAACCCCCACAGGAGCCACAGCCCCCCUUGGAGCCCCCACACGAGCCACAGCUGGAGCAGGAACAGGCUGGCACACAGCAGCACACGGGCUUGCAACAGCAGAUGGGCACACAGCAGCUGGAGCCACAGCCCCCACAGCCGGAGCCACAGCCCCCACAACCGGAGCCACAGCCCCCACAGCCAGAGCUGCAGCCCCCACAGCCGGAGCCACAGCCCCCGGAACAGCCACGGCAGCUCAUGGUUCUGGUGGGUUGAGAGUGGAGCAGGUCAGAGGAGCAGAUGCAGAGGACAGGUGCUCAGGUGUGGGGCCUCCUGGGCCAGGAGCCCUUUAUAUACCUGCCCCGGUGUGAGGUGUGAUGCUGGCCACAUGGUCACUUCCUGGUUCUUGUUUGUGCUGUGUUUAGGAUCUCCCUUCCUGUUUUCCUCUAGACAUCAGCCUCUGGUGUAAAGUCUAUGUGCCAUUAGCUGCUAUUGGCUACUCGUCAGGACCUAGCCCCUCACAGAAUCCAUGUCUAGACUUGAGGAAGUUCCCCAUCCCUUGCAAGGGUUCAGCUCAUUCCCUUUAAUUACAGAGUCUCACUUGAUUAACAAUGGUUUAUUUUAGCUGUACAAAGGGUAUACACAAUAAUACAUCCAAAAACAUGUUAAAAAGCCCGAGUUAUGAAAAUAUUAGGAAUUUCGAUGAAUUCCUCUCCACGCAUCUUCCCAUAUUGCUUCCCUCCCACCCUAGACAAUUUCCUGAAUUUGAA